Pyrus x bretschneideri (Chinese white pear) is the source of this 1082-nucleotide messenger RNA. RefSeq names its product transport and Golgi organization protein 2 homolog. The coding region runs from base 183 to 992 and encodes 269 amino acids. The transcript has 5 exons. The record is from RefSeq and is a predicted model, not a curated record. NCBI's taxonomy places the organism in Eukaryota, Viridiplantae, Streptophyta, Magnoliopsida, Rosales, Rosaceae.
CCCAAGAAGGCAGCUAUUGACCCACGUUUCAGUGGGGCCAACUCACGACGUGGAGAGAGAAGUGAGAGAUCACGAUGGACCGUCCUUCAACGCAGAAUCGUUGUAGAUUGUAAGCGUUGAGGAACCAAAACUCUGCAAAAACGAAGUAAAAAUUGUGGGGGGAAAAAAAAAAAGGCUACAAAAUGUGUAUAGCUGCGUUCGUGUGGCAAAAUCACCCAGUUUACCCGUUCCUUCUGCUGCUCAACAGGGACGAGUUUCACAGCAGGCCAACAGAGCCUCUGGCAUGGUGGGAAGGAGGGGAGAUCUUAGGGGGAAGAGAUGGAUUGGCAGGUGGGACAUGGCUGGCUUGCACCAGAGAUGGUAAGGUGGCUUUUAUCACAAAUGUUAGAGAAGUUCAGAAGCUUGCUCAAGCUAAAAGCAGAGGGGACCUUCCGGUUCGAUUCUUGGAGAGCAAGAAGAGUCCCAUGGAGUUCGCCGAUGAUGUUGUGGUGGAGGCGGAUCAAUACAACGGGUUUAACCUGAUAUUGGCCGAUCUUUGUUCUAGGACCAUGGUUUAUGUAACCAACAGACCGAAGGAGGACAGGAAUUUUGUCACUGAGGUCUCUCCCGGGAUCCAUGUCUUGUCAAAUGCACAACUAGAUUCUCCUUGGCCUAAGGCUCAACUACUAGGCGACAGUUUCAGAGAGAUACUUAUGGAAUCCAGCGGCGACGAUCUUCCGAUAAAAUUAAUGGUUGAAAAACUAAUGACGAACACGGUUAAAGUCGAGGACGAAAGCCUCCUGCCUCACAUAUAUCCUCCGGAACUGGAGCACCAUCUCAGCUCCAUAUUUGUGGAGAAAGCCCCUCCGUUGGGACACUAUGGCACUCGAAGCACCUCGGCAUUGUCUGUGAAGACUAAUGGGGAAGUUAGCUACUACGAGAGAUAUCUGGAAAAUCAAGUGUGGAAAGAAGGAACAUUAACUUAUCAGAUUGGAGAUGGCUGUAACUUGUAACUCUUUCAGCCUUGUAAGAUUAAAUUCUUGUGCUAAAUUUUUACAGACUAUCCAGUUUGGACUAAUUGAAAGGAAAAUGAUUUCCGCAAA